This is a messenger RNA of Pararge aegeria (speckled wood butterfly), 1656 nucleotides long. Its product is annotated as coiled-coil domain-containing protein 47. Gene Ontology annotation, molecular function: calcium ion binding. The record is from RefSeq and is a predicted model, not a curated record. Gene Ontology annotation, cellular component: endoplasmic reticulum. NCBI's taxonomy places the organism in Eukaryota, Metazoa, Arthropoda, Insecta, Lepidoptera, Nymphalidae. Gene Ontology annotation, biological process: endoplasmic reticulum calcium ion homeostasis. The transcript is spliced from 11 exons. The coding region runs from base 157 to 1554 and encodes 465 amino acids.
AUAAGUCUGAAGAGCGACAAAAGAAAACAAAUCAGUUAUUUUUGUGCUAUGCACUAGUGGUAAAUUUAGGAUAAAAAUUCGAUAAAAAUAAGUUAAUACUAAAUGUACAUACUGUUUUAAUUUAUAAGUUCAAGAGAGUAUUGUUUUAACAGGAAUAUGCGUAUAAUAAUUUUGUCAUUAACACUGUUAUUCUGCAGUGUGCAUAUUACACAUGCAUACGAGGAUCAGACACCAGAGGAUGAUGAUUUUGCAGAGUUUGAGCAGUUUGAGGUGGACGAUGAAGUCACGGAUGGAGAUUUCAGGGAUGAAGAUUUACCAGUGUUAAAGCCAAAAUUAUCACCUGUUAAAGACCAAUUUGAAGAUAGUAUUGAUAUAGAUGACGAUAUUAUAGUUGAGGAUGAAGACAAUGAAUUUGAACAUUUCCAAGAUCCUGAGGAGUUUGAGGGUUUCCAGGAGACAACCCCAAAAACUUCUGAACAACCCAAAAUUACAAUUUCUAAGGUUCCUAUAAUGGUGCAUCCACGCUGGGACGCAUACUGGUUGGAGGGUAUCCUGUGUUGCUUGCUCGCGUCGUACGCGCUCGCGUACGCAGUCGGACGCGCCAAGAAUGCGUCCAUUGCGACCAACUUCCUCAAGUUUCACAAGCCGCUGUUGGACGAAAACUUCACUUUAGUCGGUGAGAGCGGCCUAGACGUAGUGGCGGUGUGCGACGAGCGCGGGUGGCGCCGGGAGGCAGAGCACUGUUUCACCAUGUGGUGCAGCGGCAGGCAGUGUUGCGAGGGCAUGCUGCUCGCACUCAAACUCAUCAAGCGUCAAGACCUAGUACACGUGCUACUGGGGGUAGUGCGUCCCACACCGGACACUUUGCUGAUCCGCGUUGAGCUCAGCAAAGACGACAGCGACCCCUACGUGCUCUGCAUCGCUCAGAAGAAGUUCGCCACCCGCCUCGCCAAGGAAAUGCAGGACCUGAGCAUGUUCUGCCCGGAGAAGCGACCUGGCGACAAGCACGGGCUCCCCCCAGCGCUGUCAGUGCUGUCGGAGUGCGCUGAGGCGACGGCUGGUCUCUUGGACGCGAGGGUCACCGCCGCCCUAGAGCAGUACCACAAGCACGUUCAGUUCAUCCACGUGUCCGACCGCUACUGCGGGCCCAAGCAGAUGGAGGAAACAGUAGCGACCAAGCCUCCGGACACGGAGCGAGUUUUGCUGGUCAGUCUUGCGCUGGGCCCCGACGGCGGCGGCGACGAAGUCCGCCCACUUUUGCUUCUAGUCUUCUACCUGAUGGACAAGAUAAAACGGCUGCGGCUUAGCAAGGAGGCGUUGUCGAAAUGCGAGAAGCGUCGUCAGAAAGCAGCUGAGGCGUGGGUCCGAGGCUCUCAUGCCGCAAGGCAAGAACAAGCAGCGCUCAGGAGAGAAGAGAAAAGAAAGCAAGAGAAGGAGAAGAUUUUGGCGGAAGACGAUCCGGAGAAGCAACGCCGUUGGGAGCUGAAAGAACAAAAGCGCCAGCAAAAACGCAAAGCGCCCAAGAUGAAGCAGCUCAAAGUUAAAGCUUUGUAAGCCAUGAUGAAAUAACUCAAAUACAAUAUUAUUUAAACGGAUUUUUGUUACCUAUUCUAAGUGUUAAACAGACAGUCAUGUGAAUAAAUUGAUUUAAUUAUA